CAUCCUUGAAUCAAAGGAUUGCCACUAAUGACCAAGAAUCCUGGUUUUCUUGAUUAAAAGAAUUGCAAAUUCUCUGAUAGAAACCCCAGAAUCCGUGAUGAAAAUGAAACACCACUAUAUAUCAAAAGAAGAUUUUCAUCAAGUAACACAGAAUACAAACAAUGGGAGAGCCAUUACAGCUUCCAGAACAGAAGCUAGCACUAAAUCCAGUACUAAAAGUAAAGAUGCAGAAUUGAUUUUGCAGAUACAGUCCUACAUAGAUAAAAACACUGUGGUGAUCUUCAGUAACACAACAUGCAGUCUUAGUACUAAGGUGAAGGAGCUGUUCAAAUCUAUGAAAGUUCCCUAUUUUUCACUUGAACUAGACCAAACUGAGAAUGGACAGAAGCUGCAAGAAGCACUGUAUCAACUGACUUUGGAAACUUCAGUACCAGUUGUAUUUGUGCAACAACAGCAAAUAGGAAACUAUAGCAAAACUUUAAAGGCACAUGAAGAAGGCAAGCUUCAAAAACUACUUGAAAUGAAUGGACCUAAUCAUCUGCAGGAGUCCUAUGACUAUGACCUAAUUGUCAUUGGAGGGGGAUCUGGAGGUCUGGCUGCUGCCAAGGAGGCUGUCAAGUAUGAUAAGAAAGUGAUGGUGCUGGACUAUGUGACUCCUACUCCUCUGGGAACUUCAUGGGGUCUCGGAGGAACAUGUGUAAAUGUGGGCUGUAUACCUAAAAAAUUGAUGCACCAGGCAGCUUUGCUGGGACAAGCCUUAAAAGAUUCCCACAAAUUUGGAUGGCAGUUUACAGAAGAAGCAGUCAAACACAGCUGGGAGACUAUGACAGAAGCUGUUCAGAAUUAUAUUGGGUCACUAAACUGGGGUUAUAGAGUCGCUUUGAGAGACAACAAGGUCACAUAUGAGAAUGCAUAUGGAGAGUUUGUUGGGCCGCACACUAUUAAGGCAACAAAUACAAAAGGGAAAGAGAAACUGUACACAGCAGAGAAAUUUAUUAUUGCCACUGGUGAAAGGCCACGCUACUUGAAUAUCCCUGGAGACAAGGAAUACUGCAUUAGCAGUGACGAUCUGUUCUCCCUGCCUUACUGUCCAGGAAAAACCCUGGUAGUUGGAGCUUCCUAUGUUGCCCUUGAAUGUGCUGGAUUUCUUGCGGGGAUUGGUUUAGAUGUAACUGUAAUGGUGCGAUCCAUUCUUUUAAGAGGGUUUGACCAGGAAAUGGCAAACAAAAUUGGAGAACACAUGGAAGAACAUGGGAUCAAGUUUAUUAAGCAGUUUGUGCCAAUUAAGGUUGAGCAGAUUGAAGAAGGAACUCCUGGAAAAUUGAAAGUUAUAGCUAAAUCCACAACUGGCAGUCAGACAAUUGAAGGAGAAUACAACACUGUGUUGCUAGCAGUGGGAAGGGAUGCAUGCACAAGGAAAAUUGGCUUGGACAAAGUCGGAGUGAAGAUCAAUAAAAAAUCAGGAAAAAUUCCUGCCAAUGAUGAGGAGCAGACUAAUGUCCCUUACAUCUAUGCCAUUGGAGAUGUGUUGGAGGACAAGCUGGAACUCACACCAGUAGCAAUCCAAGCAGGGAGACUGUUGACUCGGAGGCUUUAUGCUGGAGCAACCUUAAAAUGUGACUAUGUGAAUGUUCCAACUACCGUGUUCACUCCAAUGGAAUAUGGAGCCUGUGGAUUUUCAGAAGAGAGAGCUUUGGAGAAAUUUGGGGAGAAUAAUAUUGAGGUAUACCAUAGUUUUUUCUGGCCACUGGAGUGGACAGUCCCAGGCAGAGACAACAACAAAUGCUAUGCAAAGAUAAUUUGCAAUAUUCAAGAUAACGAGAGAAUUAUUGGGUUCCAUGUGCUUGGUCCAAAUGCUGGAGAAGUUACCCAGGGGUUUGCAGCUGCUAUCAAGUGUGGACUGACAAAAGAGAAGUUGGACAGCACAAUAGGAAUUCAUCCAGUCUGUGCAGAGAUAUUCACCACCCUAUCAGUGACAAAGCGUUCUGGUGGAAAUGUCGUUCAAUCUGGAUGCUGAGGUUAAACACCCCCACUGUUGUUGCUGUUGCCGGAGACUAACUUUCAUCACUGUGGCUGACUUCUGCAGAAGAAACCACCUCGAGAUAAACUGUCAUCAGCCCUCGGUAGCAAUGUGCAUGUCUUCACCAAAGCACUACCUUAACUGGAUGAGACAAGCAUGUUGGGGUUUGUUAGUCACUUGUGAUGAUUGGGUGGCAAUUGGCAAAACAGUGGGAAUAAUUAGUGUCAAGCUGCUGCAUGGCAUGGCAUUUACAGGAUGCUUCCAUGAAGUCACAGCCUAAAGCCAGCAUUUCUGGUAGGCAAUGAUGGAAGAAUUGCUAGCACAGUUUGAGAAUAACCUCCUCCUCCUAAAUGAAGAGCUUCCUAAUUCAAAUGCAUCACCACAAGUCCUGAAAUUCUCUGGUAUCUUAUUGUGGCUCAGUAUAAAACUGUCAUUAUGACAACUCCUUGUUAAGCACACAUACCAUCUGAGCACAGUAAUGUAGUGAAGUCAUGCAUGUAGAGAGAGAACUUACCUUACAUUUAAUUCAGACAAGGAAAAUGUCCUUGCAGAAAGAUUCAACUCUUUUCAGAAUAGCAAAUCAAGUUUGGCUUCCAGAAAUCCUAAAACCUAGUUGUUAAAUCCUCUUCUUUUUGUUUUGUUUUAUUUUGCAGCCACCUACUUGUGGCUAUGGUUGCUACUUGUUCUAACCAUUGAAAGAGGAAAAUAUUUUGCAAGGUCUUGCUACAUGGACAAACUUUUUGCCAGAAUACCUUUUAGGGUGUUCUUUAAUAUAUAAACUCAUUAGGCACGCACACAGAACUGAUCAUUUUCUUUAAAAAACAAAAAAUCCAAAAAAGACCUGUCUCUCAUCUCACUAUAAUUAAUCCUCUUCAGAAGUGAAAUAAUUCUGUUUUGGAAUGAGCAUACCACUAUGAAGUGUAUGUACAGGUAUCCAAUUUCAAAUUAACUGCACUACUUCAGAUGGUCCUCUCAUUGUUAUCCCCUGCUGCAUUGCUUCCUAUCUGAAUAUUCUGCACUGCUUUGAGGUCAUAUGGCAUUUAUACCCAUACCUUAGUCCGCUCCCAUGCACCAGAAAUCCAGCACAUCUGAGCAGAUUUGAUUAAUAGAGUCUGCAUACAUUUGUAUAAAUGGUGAUAUGUGCGUCAGCACGCAGAAAAUGGCAGUGGUGUGCUUUUGAAUUAAAACACCUUUGAUGUAUUUUAGUUCAAAAGCACACUGCUGCCAUUUUCUCAGCACUGACACACAUUUUGUUGUUUAUACAAAUGCAUGUGCUGCAAGUGCCAGGUGCUGCGGUGCAUGCAUGUGUAAAAAUGCCCAUAUUGUCCAACAAGAUAAUAGAAUACUGUGAAAGGAAUUAUUGGCAUUUGGCCCCAAAUACCAGUAUGUUCCACUAGAUAUCUCACAAUCGAACAUGAUGCCCCAUAAUGUAUUGAUGCUAGUGUUGGAACAUAGUACCUUGUACCUACUCAAAAAACUCUCCGCUUAUUUCUCUGAUUAAGAGAUGAAAUCACUUAAGCCAAUUUGAACAAAGCAGUAUGGUUGCACUCUUUGGGCAUCUAUACACGUGCUGUGGGGUGGGGGCGCUUUAACUCUGAGAGCUUUAGUUCAACAAGCUUUAGUUAAGUGCCCCCAUUGCCAAUUUGAAACAUGGGGACGCUGAAUACAUGUGACGUGGAAGCUAAUGAAGCAUGCUAAUUGGCACGCUCCGGCAGACUGACAGGAGACUCAAUUAAUUGAGUUUGCUCCGUUGCGUGCUAAGUAGCACGCGUUGGAGCACACAUCUGUCACGCGUAUAGAUGCCCUUUCAGUUUAGUUACAUCUGCAUAGCAAAAUGAUCUCUCAAAAACCCCUAUGUUGAAACGGAUCUUUUCUGGGGAUAAAGACAUCUUAAUUUUCUUAUAUACACUGUCAUUUUCUUUAACAGAUAUAAACAAGUUUAAAGCAGUAUUUACUUCUAAAACUCAUUUCCCUCAAUAUUUCUCAUGUGCCUGUUAAAGUCUAUGCAUUUAUCAAAACAGAAGUAAAACAUCUCUUUGUAAUGGAAAUGAACGUGCUUUUUAAUCUGGUUCACAACAGCUCUCUAUUUAACAGGCAUCUUCAGAAUUUUUUAAUGGUUUUCCAGAGUUUAUUAUUGCAGGGUGAAUCCUGGGAGACUCGCCCUAAGGCAAAAGCCUUGGUCUGGGUCUUUUGGCCAGGAGUGAAUUUCACCUUUCUUCUACUGACAAUCUUCUACCAGGGUGCGUCUACACCAGAUGCUACUACACAGUGGUUACUGAGCAUUUAUGUAGUACUUGUAUAAGCAAGUACUAAAUAAAUGUGCAGUAACCAGAGUUACUGUGCAGUAGCACUGGCAAACACCUUUUAAGUGAUGCUGCUGCACAGUAUCUUAAUACUAAUGCAUAGUAAUGGCUCAGCACAGUUUUUGUCACAUGACACUACUGUACAGUAGCAUCAGGUUACUGCGCAGUCAGCAUCUCAUGUAGAGGUGCCCACAGAGUUGUAAAUUAUUUUUAUAAACUCCAGCUUAACUGAAGGGUUUUUAAAAAAUGUUUGAUACCAUACAAAAACAGUUUGUGUUUUUUUUCUGGGCCAGUUUAUAGAACAAAUAGAAUAUUUGCACAAAGUGCCACGCAUUUUGAUCACCCUCCAACUCAAGAAAGAAAUCAAGUGAAGGAAGAAAGCUGCCAUUUUUAAGGGCAGAGAAUGCCAGUAUAAAAUUAUUAACUCUUGGGUCAUUUAUUUUAAUCUUUUGAUUUUGAAUACUGUGUUGGAUAGUUUCAUAAGAUGUAGGGAGUUGGCAUCUUUUGGUAUAUUAAAGAUACAAGGAGGGCAUAGUUUUAAGUGCAAGGAAAAAACUCAUUUUCACUAAAAUUAUCAACCUCUUGUGUCCUGAAUGCCCCAGAUGUCACAUAUAUGGCUUCUGAAAACCCAGACAGUACAGUUUCUUUAAACCUGAGUGAAUAACCUUCAACAUAUGAGAAAUCAUUAAAGCCAGGUAGUUAAACAUAUAGAUAAAGUGUGUGUGUGUGUGCGUGCGUGCGUGUGCGCAUGUUUGCAGGACUGGGGCCAUAGGUUUGUAAAGCUUCCUUCAACUGAUUAAUAAUUUUGGUGUACAUAUUCUAAACUAUUUUUAUAUAUAUUUAAAAUAAGAGAAGUGGAGUGUAAGCACUUUAGUACUUUUUUCCUCAUCAAAUUUUAUAUUGUGUUUCUAUUCAUGGUGAUAGAGGCAUAUAAUUCAUGAAGACAAGAUGUAAGGCUCUGUUGAAUUCCAAAGCAAAGUACUUGGAAUUUAUAUCAAAUUACACAUUUUAUGAUGAAUGUUUUGAAAAUUAUAUAUACUAGAAAAUGUAAUAAAUUAAACAAUAUUUAUAUUCA
Alligator mississippiensis (American alligator) is the source of this 5398-nucleotide messenger RNA. RefSeq names its product thioredoxin reductase 1 (gene TXNRD1). NCBI's taxonomy places the organism in Eukaryota, Metazoa, Chordata, Crocodylia, Alligatoridae. The coding region runs from base 98 to 2017 and encodes 639 amino acids. Gene Ontology annotation, cellular component: cytosol; mitochondrion. Gene Ontology annotation, molecular function: glutathione-disulfide reductase (NADPH) activity; flavin adenine dinucleotide binding; thioredoxin-disulfide reductase (NADPH) activity. The transcript has 17 exons. Gene Ontology annotation, biological process: cell redox homeostasis; glutathione metabolic process; cellular response to oxidative stress. The record is from RefSeq and is a predicted model, not a curated record.